CUCGAGUCGGAUCUAAUUUCUGAAGGGUUCUAGUUCUAGGGUUCAAGUCGUUCGCUGAAUUUCUGAUUUUUCUCUUUGGAUUGUCGACCACGAUGACCUCCAUGGCUGCACUCUCAAGAAAGCUCUGCCGCUCUCUGCUGUCGAAUUCAAGAGCUUCUCAUCACCCCGAAUUCCUCUCCAUGACCUAUUGCACGAACAACAGUUCCUUCCGCUCAGGCUCAGAAAUCGGUGACUCCAGUAUUGACUCGGACAUGGACUCGGACUCACAUUCAGUGACUAAUCGACCUUCCGUCUCACCGUCCUCGUCCCAAUCAUCAACCCAGACGAGGAUGAUCUAUAAUCGACCACUGGAAAAUGGCCUCGAUGCAGGCAUUUACAAGGCGAUAUUGGUUGGCCAGGCUGGGCAAAGUCCAUUGCAGAAGCAGCUGAAGAGUGGGAGAACAGUGACGCUGUUAUCAGUCGGGACGGGUGGGAUUCGCAACAAUCGGAGACCCUUGGCGAACGAGGAACCCAGGGAGUACGCUAAUCGGUGCGCAGUUCAGUGGCAUCGGGUUUCGGUUUAUCCACAGAGACUGGGCGAAAUUGUCAUGAAGCACGUUGUGCCUGGUUCGAUUUUGUAUUUGGAGGGGAAUUUGGAGACCAAAAUUUUCACAGAUCCGAUAACUGGUCUUGUUCGACGUAUUAGAGAAGUUGCAAUUCGUCGCAAUGGCCGCCUUGUAUUUUUGGGCGAUGGAGGAGGUAACGUUCAGCAGUCCACUCAAUCAGAAUUCAAAGGUGUUGGCUAUUACUAAUAAAUCUUGCUUGCAGUUUUGUCAUCUGAAGGUUUGAAUGACCCACUUUUCCCUGUAAAUGUUGUGAUUUCACUUCAAAAUAGUUGCAACAAGGCAUUCUUUAAAUGAUCUACCAAGUGGCCUUUUGAUAAUUCCCCCUCUCCCCACCUUUGGUUAAGUGACAAAUGUAUCGGAUAUCUGUAUGAUUUACAUGAAUUUGAUUGAGAGAGAAUUGCAAUCCAAUUUUUAUUUUUUUCCAA
This is a messenger RNA of Momordica charantia (bitter melon), 1030 nucleotides long. Its product is annotated as Nucleic acid-binding, OB-fold-like protein. Gene Ontology annotation, molecular function: single-stranded DNA binding. Gene Ontology annotation, biological process: positive regulation of helicase activity; mitochondrial DNA replication. Lineage: Eukaryota; Viridiplantae; Streptophyta; Magnoliopsida; Cucurbitales; Cucurbitaceae. The record is from RefSeq and is a predicted model, not a curated record. Gene Ontology annotation, cellular component: mitochondrial nucleoid.